CACGAGGGAGGUGAAUCGCAGUAUUCUGAAGGUUCCUGAGAUCGAACAGAAGACGUUGGACGCGACGAGCAACGAGCCAUGGGGUCCUCACGGCCAGGCCAUGAACGAGAUUGCCAGCUCCACCCGCAACUACCCGGACUUCCAAAUGAUAAUGGCGAUUUUGUGGAAGCGAGUUCAGGACUCUGGAGCCAACUGGAGACACGUGUACAAGGCAUUGACGCUGAUGGAGUUUCUGGUGGCGAACGGCGCGGAGCGUUGCAUUGACGAGUUCAGAGACCAUAUGUACCAGCUGCAGAGACUGACGGAUUUCCAAUACGUGGAUCCGGAUGGCAAGGACCAGGGCAUCAACGUGCGCAAGAAGGCUCAGACUCUCGUCGCUCUGCUCAGGGACACGGACAAGAUUCGGGAAGUCCGGGAGAAGGCAGCGGCUAAUCGCAACAAGUACGGUGGCAUUUCCUCUGCCGCCUACCGUGCUGGCGGUGCCGGUGGCUUCGGCAGCAACUCUGGUGGUUUUGGCAAUACCGGCAGGAGCGGGGGAGGCGGCGGCUAUGACAGCUACGGCGGGGGCGGUGGUGGUGGUGGUGGCAGCCGUUACGACAGUUACGGCUCCAGGGACGAAUUCGGCCCUCCCCGUCGGGCUGGUGGUUACUCGGAGGACAGGGACAGGGGUGACCAUUACAGCUCGCGUGGGCGGGAUGAUAGGGGCGAAGGGGGCAAGAGCCGCUACUCCUCUCGCUAUGGGGAGGAGGGAGGCCGUGGAGGGGGUGGUUACUCGGACUCCAAGUAUGAUGAGGGCAGAGGGGGGCGAGGUGGGGCGAGGGACGACGAGGAGCGCGAGUAUGGGCGCCCUGGAUACUCUGCGGCUGCUGAAGGAUCGCAGCCUGCGUCCCUGGACGAUGAUGACUUUGAACCCCGCGGCUCGUCCAAGCCCGCUCAGCCUGCUGCUGCUGCUGCCGAUGAUGAUUUCGAUGACUUUGAUCCCCGGGGCGCACCACCCGCAGCUGCAAAGCCGUCCGCCCCUCCUCCUGUGGCAGCGCCUGCAGCUGCACCUCCUGCUGCCAACCUGCUGGACGAUCUCUUUUCUGCCCCCGCGCCAGCUGCUCCUGCUGCCGCCGCGGCACCUGCAGCUGACCUUUUCUCUGGCGCUGAUUUCCAGUCUGCUCCUCCUGCUGCUGCCGCUCCUCUUGGGGCUGGAGUCGACCUCUUCUCCACGCCAGCACCAGUGGCCGCACCUGCUCCUGCUGCUGCCGCAAGUGCCAUGGAUCCGUUUGCUGCGUUUUCUGUUCCCAUGUCCGCACCUGCACCUGCCUUCUCCGCUCCUGCUGCCGAUGACUUUGGCGACUUCUCAGCAGCAGCUCCUGCUCCUCCUGCGCCUGCAGCCUCUGCCUACCCCUUUGCUGCAAUGCUUGGUGUCUCUGCUACUCCUGCUGCGCCCCCUGCCUUCUCCACUCCUGGUUCCAGCUUUGUCAUGGGUGCUAGCCCGGCUGCUGCUUCGGCUGCCCGUCCAUCUGCCUCUGCUGCAUCGCAGGGAGGCAAGUCGCCUGGGCUGUGGGCGGAUGCUCUCAGCUCUGGACUCAUUGACCUCGCCAUCACCUCAUCCAAGGAUGAGAACCUCGCAGCCUUGGGCAUCAUGACAGACUCAGCCUCACUCAAGUCUGAUCCUAAGUCAGUGGUCUCUCCAACUUCCUCCGCUGCAGCCCCCACUGCCUGCCCCAGCCCCUUUAACAUGGGAGGCAUGUCCAUGGGUAAGGCCAUGGGCCAGGGUUCAGGCAAGGGAAUGGCAGGAGCAAGCACCCUCACUACGCCUGUGCCUGCUCCUGCAGCAGCUGCUGGUUUCGGAAUGGGUGGUCUAGGGGUGAUGCCUGGCGCCGCUGGUGUGGGGGCAGUGCCUACCAUGCCCAUGGGUUUCGGUGCUGCUCCGGUCGCGGGUGGUGCUGCUGGCUUGGGAGGCUUUGCUGCGUUCCCCAUACCUGGUGCUGCGGCUGUGCCUGGAGUAGGGGUUGCUGGGAUGGGUGGUGUGCCAGGUGGAGUGGGCAUGGGAGCAGCAGGAGUGGGAGCAGCAGGAGUGGGAUCACUUGCAGGCAUGUAUGGUGGAGUCGGUGGCACUCCUGGAGCCUCAGGAGCCCGCGUGGAGUUCUCAUCGUUCGUGUGCGGCCAUGGCUACUCGUUCGGCAAUCCCAGGAUGCGCAGCGGGUUGGAAGCUGCUUGCAGGCUCUGCAGCGCACCUCAUGGCCCUCCUCGCGUUCCUCCAUGUCUGCUCCUCGCAGUUUCUCCCACACCAGGAGGAACCAUUCCAGUGGUAAUUCUGCAUGUUGCCACUCCGCCCAUGUUCUCCCUCCCUUCAUCCCAUCAGGGACCUCUUGAGUCCGACUUGCUCCUCACUGCAGCUGCUGCUCGAACAAGCCUGCCAGAAUGGGCCACCAACAUGCAGCAGCAGCGGCAGCAGCGACAGCACGAGCAGCAGGAAGAGGCGGCUGUCAUGGGGUCUCCACCGCUCUUUCACUCGAGCAGCAGCCACAGCAAUGUUAUAAGCAGCAAUGCUAACUCCAGUUACCAGCGUCGAGUGCUGCAGCAGACGGGCGAUACAUCCUUUGCAGAGAAGAAUCAAGGCAUGGUGGUGCUCCAACUCCUGUCAGCAGGCGCUUUUCAAUAUGGGCGCUUCUACUCGCCACUGCUCAUAGGCGCGCCGCCCAGGAUGUAUGUGGCACUGGUGGACACGGCACUGAGCCUCUCCUGGCUCUACUGCGACUGCAUCAAGUGCCCACAGGACUCGCCCGUCAUCAAGCAACGCACCUUCUACACAACGCUCAACUCCACGUCAGCAGUGCUGCUCAACUGCACGUCCCCAGCAUGCCUGCAGCUGCCCGCAGCAGGGUGUUCUGCUCUGCCGCGCAACCUCUCGCGCUCCAACUCCUCCUGCGACCUGCGCUAUGCACCGGCAGGGGACCUCGUGCAGGACGGCAUGCUGCUCAAGGUCGUCAAGGCUGGCAAUGCCAGCGAACAGACGGCUCGCAUUGACUUCGGCUGUGGGCGCAUGGACGUGGGCUAUGGGGGAUCAUCAGUGGAUGGGGUGCUGGCUCUCGGCUCGCGCCCCUACGGGCUGCUAGCGCAGCUGAACGCCUCUCUGGGCCUGGCGCGCGCCUACUCUCUCUGCUUCGACGGGGGCAACCAGCGCGGCGCUCUGCUCAUGGGCGAUGCAGAUGCUCCCCCCGGCAUGGUCUCCACCCGCCUGAGGCUGCUGCCCAAUGUCUCUCGCUCCUUCCUAGCGGUGCAGGGCAUGCGCAUGGGCAGCAGUGCAGUGGGCAACAGCUCAGAUCUCGCAGCACUGGUGAACGGCACGCAGGGGGGCUUCACAGUGGACACGGCCGUGCUCUACGCGGGCUUCCGCAGACUAGUGUUCAACACCAUGGUCAACAUGCUGUUUGCAGAUCCCUCUCUCACCCGGACUGGCUCGGAGGACAAGGCGUGCGUUGUCAAUGACGAAGCGGCGAAGAAGGUCUACUUCCCGCCCAUCCUCAUAGACUUUGCGGAGGGCAUUCUCACAGUGCUGCCACAGAACUACAUGGUGGUGAAUGAGACGGCACAGUGCUUCGCUGCCGUGCCUCUGGAUGCCAAUGCCACUCAGUCCGCGUUCCUGGGAACCAUGUGGAUUCGCGACCAGUUCCUCACGUUUGACUACACCAGGAACAUCUUCUCCUUCCAAUCCAUGAACUGCACAACACUCACGCCCAUCACAGCCCCACCCCCACCUCCGCCUCUCGUAUUCACUGUCCCAGAGCCCCGGUCCAAGGGGGCAUAUUCUCCUUCUCAACUCCUUUGCACACUCUUUCUGCUCCUCCUUGCACUAUUUCUCAACUCCCUUGCCUAG
Closterium sp. Naga37s-1 is the source of this 3868-nucleotide messenger RNA. The record is from the annotation of a GenBank genome assembly. NCBI's taxonomy places the organism in Eukaryota, Viridiplantae, Streptophyta, Zygnematophyceae, Desmidiales, Closteriaceae.